This is a messenger RNA of Hevea brasiliensis (rubber tree), 2240 nucleotides long. RefSeq names its product cyclin-A2-2. The record is from RefSeq and is a predicted model, not a curated record. Gene Ontology annotation, cellular component: nucleus; cyclin-dependent protein kinase holoenzyme complex; cytoplasm. Lineage: Eukaryota; Viridiplantae; Streptophyta; Magnoliopsida; Malpighiales; Euphorbiaceae. Gene Ontology annotation, molecular function: cyclin-dependent protein serine/threonine kinase regulator activity. Gene Ontology annotation, biological process: mitotic cell cycle phase transition; regulation of cyclin-dependent protein serine/threonine kinase activity. Bases 385 to 1845 code for a protein of 486 amino acids. The transcript is spliced from 12 exons.
UUUUGGUUUUUGAGCUUUUCAAUGUGUAUGGAUUAUUUCUUAUUGCUGUUGGAUGAAACAGACCCGCUGAUUCUGUUGGAACUUUGAUAUGUUUGGAGUUUCUCUCUUGAUAGAUCUGUGACCGAGGCUCUUUUUCCAUACAUUUCUUUCGUUUCUCUAUUUGCUUUUUCCUUUUCUUUUGUUAGCUGCUUUGGAAUUUUAUGAAUUUGUGAGUGCAUUGUGUUUUUUCGUUGUGAGUUUGAUGUUUUUCUCUGUUUAUAGCUCGUUCCUGGAGGAAUUUUGGUUAAUUGAGGGUCGUAGCGUUUUGGGUUUGCUCAUUUUGAGGUUCAAUGAAGAGGUAUUCAAUUUAGAAUCAUGCAGUGCUCUUCCUGAAGGCAAGCAAAUAUGAAUAUAGAAAAUAAAGUUGCUGCCAAAGUUGAAGAGCCCAGUACUCGAAUGACUCGUGCACGGGCUAAAGCCUUGGAGACUUUACUUCCUGCCUCAAAACCGUCUUUCAAAAAGGACCAGAAGUGUGUUCUUAGAGCCAAUACCAAAAGAACAGCAUCAGAUGAUAACAAAGCUUCUGUUACUGUGAUUUCUGGCCUUCAGUGCAAGAGAAGGGCAGUGCUUAAAGAUGUGACUAAUUUAACUCGUGAGAAUUCUUAUGCAAAUUGCAUCAAUGGAACUAAAGAUCAGACUAGCAAGCAGGCAAGAAAAUGCCCCACAAAGAAGAAUGCAGAGGUAGCUGCUGAUAUCUCUAUGGAAAUUGCAGAGGGUGAAGAGGAUGUAAAAGCUAAGUUAGCUGAAGAAUUGUCAAAAAUAAGAAUGGUGGAAGCACGGGAGAUCACUUUACCAACAAAGACAGAAGGAAAACAGCAAAGAACGUACCGUGGUGCAAGAGAAGGUGUUGUAGCAGAUCCAGUGCUUCCAAUGCUGGCUCUCACAAAACCUGCUGGACUCCGAAUCCCUCAAAAGAAAGAAGAAAAAUGGUUUUGCAAGAAGCUGGACCCCUCAAGUGGUUCAGGCAUAGUGGACAUUGAUUCAAAUCUAAAAGAUCCUCAAGUCUGUGGCAUGUAUGCCCCUGAAAUAUAUAACAACAUACGGGCUAAAGAGCUUGACCAUAGACCUUUGACCAAUUACAUGGAAAAAAUGCAGCAUGAUAUCACUCCAAGCAUGCGAGGAAUUUUGAUUGAUUGGCUUGUGGAGGUUUCUGAAGAGUAUAGACUUGUUCCAGAUACACUUUACCUUACAGUUAAUCUCAUUGAUAGAUUCCUCUCUGAAAAUUAUAUUGAGAAACAAAGGCUCCAAUUGCUUGGCGUUACUUGCAUGCUAAUUGCUUCAAAGUAUGAAGAAAUUUGUGCACCAAGAGUUGAAGAAUUUUGCUUCAUCACUGACAAUACUUACACAAGAAGAGAGGUAUUGAAAAUGGAGAGUCACGUUCUGAAUUUCUUGUACUUCCAAAUCUCUGUUCCCACCACAAAAACAUUUCUGAGGAGAUUCAUUCAAGCAGCACAAGCAUCUUUGAAGGUUCCUUGUAUUGAACUGGAGUUCCUGGCAAAUUAUUUGGCAGAGCUUACUCUUGUUGAAUAUGACUUCCAAAAGUUUCUACCUUCUCUUAUAGCUGCAUCUUCAGUGUUCCUUGCUCGGUGGACUCUCGAUCAGUCAGACCACCCAUGGGGUCCAACUCUAGAGCACUAUACAAGUUACAGCCCAUCAGAACUGAAAACUACAGUACUUGCACUUGAAGAUUUGCAGCUGAACACUAAUGGUUGCUCCCUAAAUGCUAUACGUGAAAAGUAUAGACAAGAGAAGUUCAAGUGCGUGGCAAGCUUGACGUCUCCAAAACGAGUUUUAUCACUCUUCUGAAGAUGAAGAAUAGUUGGCCUGCUUUAACAUGUGCAGUACUUACAUUGAGGGUCAUCCUGACUUUAAAUCACAAACAUUUUCUUUUCCAAUCAAAAGUUUCCCAUUUUUGAUUCUGUAAUAUCUGUCUUUCAUUGUUGUAACAUGUAAUAAUGUGCUGGUGCUUCCAGACCACCAAAGUCCCUGUAACCACUAGUUGCAAGUGUAACACACUUACCUAUUCUCUUGUAACCAAGUAAGUUCUUUCUCAAACAUAGACAAUUUCCUAUUCUCUUGGAAGUUUUAACAGUAGCCAUUACUCACUAGGUUGCAACUAGGCACUGGGAAGGAGAUCACUUUUGUAUGUAAACCUUGUGAAUUAUACAGUGAGAAAAAUAAAUACUUGUGUGUCUUAUAUA